GCCGCCGUCGGCCCCUCCGCGUUCCCGUCCCCGCGGGGCUCUGUCCGCGGUGCCGCCCCCGCCGGUACCAUGAGCUUCUUCGGGUUCGGGCAGAGCGCGGAGGUGGAGCUGGUGCUGAGCGACGCCGAGAGCCGGCGGCGAGUGGAGCACAAGACGGAGGAAGGCAAGAAGGAGAAAUACUUCCUCUUCUACGACGGGGAGACCGUGUCCGGCCGGGUCAUCCUCACCCUGAAGCACCCCAACCGGCGGCUGGAGCACCAGGGCAUCAAAGUGGAGUUCAUCGGGCAGAUCGAGCUCUACUAUGACCGAGGAAACCACCAUGAGUUUGUGUCUCUGGUGAAGGACCUGGCCCGCCCUGGGGAGUUCACUCAAUCGCAGAUAUUUGACUUUGAAUUCACCCACGUGGAAAAACCAUAUGAGUCCUACACGGGGCAGAAUGUGAAGCUGAGGUAUUUCCUCCGAGCGACUGUCAGCCGCAGACUGAACGAUGUGGUGAAGGAGAUGGACAUAGUCGUGCACACCCUUAGUACCUACCCAGAGCUCAACUCCUCCAUUAAGAUGGAGGUGGGGAUUGAGGAUUGCCUGCACAUUGAGUUUGAGUAUAACAAGUCCAAGUAUCAUUUAAAAGAUGUGAUUGUUGGUAAGAUCUACUUCUUGCUAGUGCGGAUCAAGAUCAAACACAUGGAGAUAGAUAUCAUCAAGAGAGAAACGACAGGGACCGGACCCAAUGUGUAUCAUGAGAAUGACACAAUAGCUAAAUAUGAGAUCAUGGAUGGUGCCCCGGUGAGAGGGGAGUCCAUUCCCAUCAGACUCUUUCUGGCUGGCUACGAGCUGACUCCAACAAUGAGAGACAUCAAUAAGAAGUUCUCAGUGCGUUAUUACCUCAACUUGGUGCUGAUUGACGAGGAAGAGAGACGCUACUUUAAGCAGCAGGAGGUGGUGCUUUGGAGGAAGGGAGACAUAGUGAGGAAGAGCAUGUCCCACCAAGCGGCCAUCGCCUCCCAGCGGUUUGAGGGGACGUCCUCGCACACGGAGGCCAAGACCCCCAGCCAGCCUGCAGAGAACAACGGCCGGCAGUGAGAGGCCACGCCGAGGAGGGCUGCUGUGGAGAAAGCGGGGACAGCAGCGAGGAGGAAGAAAAAAAAACACUUCAGAGACUUCACGAAAAAAAAAUAUCCGUUUUUUGACUCAAUUCCUUUCUUCGAAGGACUAGCAGGGUGGGAAGGGGCUGGGAGGGCAAGGCAAGGCGGAGCGCUGGUGGUGCAGAGUUGGAGGCACCUCAGUGCUUCCCGAUCAUCUACAUUCCUCUGGGGUCGGCUGCUUUGAGGCGCAUCUGGAGGCUGCGGAGCUGCCUGAUCUCCUCUUUGCCCCGAGACCCUUUCAGCGCGGCCGCGGGGAGGGAGGGAGCAAGCGAAGGCCAAGCGUGCUGCUGCGGCUCAGCGGCGUGGAGGUUGCUCCGGGACCGUGUGGGAUGGAUAUUUUUCUUGCCUUUCAGGAAUCUUCACAAGGGAAAAGGCCGCGGCAUUCGGUGGGAAGGUAGAGGAGGGGGUUGGAGACUGAGGCGCAGCCUGCUUGAGGCGGCUUCGUGUUGUCCCCUCACUGCCUUCUCUUCCUCUUUGUGUUGGUGGUGGAUUCUUUGUCACAAGCAGUUAUAUAAUGUAGUUGAGUCAGUCAGUGCCACGCAGCCACCUCGCUGAUGGAGCAUGGGCAGCAGGAUGGCUUCUGUGUCUCUGGAGGAGCUCCUGGCUGCUGUGCUGUGUCAGGGGGAGCUGGGGUGGUUGGUAGGGAGGGAGGCAUGCGCAUCCAGUAGGACAGGAGACAGAGAGGUGGCACAGGCCGGGCAGCGUGGUGAGGGUCGGGGGGAGCAAGCAGUGCUGCCUGGUGGUGGAGUCGGGGCAGGAAGGCUGCUGGCUGAGAGCAGUGCCUUCCGAGCACUGUCCCUGGGAUUCAGCCUCUGGUCGCUGCACUCAGCCAGGUCCCUGUUGCUGCUGCAGAGCAGGGGCAGACCAACCUCGGGAGCGUAGUCUUGAGAUGUGAAAAAUACUGUGGGGCUUACUAUGGGAGUGAGUUUAUGCUGCACAUGCUGCCCUGCUUAUGCCUUGUGUCCUUGUGACAGAGCAGGCUUCGAAGCAGGGCAGAGAGCAGUACAGAAACACGCGUGUUGUAUUGUUUGCUCUCAUGCCUGCAGGAUGGGGAUUGGUAAUGCCAGAAGGAGGAUGCAGUUGUUCAAGCAGCUCGUGGCUGAUGCGUGCUGCUAGAAGGAGCCAAGCAGCAACUGGAAGGAUGGUUGAGUUUUCGAAUUGCAGAGAGACAUUCUUGAGGCCUGAGCUGAAGCCUCCAGUGAGGUCUGAGGGUGUGCCUUGAACUGAGAACCUGAAUGCAGUUGUGGGUUUUUUUUUUCUUUUUUAAUUCUAAAAUAAGCUGCUUUUAGUCUUCAACUAAGUAGAGUCAUGAGAACAUUCCCAGAAUGGAAUCACUCCUCCAUUAAGAAUUAGAACUGGCUUUGUAGAUUUGUUUGAGCUGCGUUUGGAGAAUAUCCAUCCUGUUUAGAUGCCCUUUGGAGAAGCAGGCGUUCAGACCUCCUACCAGCUGGAGAGACAAGCCUGCACUAGGUGCUGGGAUAGGAGCUCCACCAAGUGGGAUUUGUCUGAGUUUCCCUGCAAGUUUGUGGCUCACGAUGGUUUUGUCCAGCUUCUUUUUGAUUCUGGAAUGAAUCUCCUCUGUCCUACAGCCGAAUGUAGAACAGUCGUCUUGCAGCUGGGAAAUGGAAGCAUCUUCUGCGUUGUUCAUUCCAGUGAUGCUGGUGGAGGGAACGGGGUCAGGGUGGGAAGGGGAGCUUUUUAUGUAAUAAGACAGCUACUGUAUUUCAGUGAUAAAUGUGUGUUUCUGCUUGCCAAAGUAAGUUAUCUUUUACUCACUGCGUGUAAGGUUGUGGUUUGUAGUAGAGCUGGGCAGUCUCGCUCUGUUGUAGAGGACACUAAUGAACUCAUCUCCGCCGAACGCUCGCGUCACACCAUGUUUCUGCUCUGUAAUAGUGAAGACGUGACUUGCUCUUCUUUACAUGAGAAGCGUGUGCCAUGGGCUGGAGCCCUGUGUUCCUCAGACUGAAGCAAAAGCUGAGGCAGCUCCCUUGUUAUGCCAGGGCAAGGGGUGGUAACGUCUGCAGGUCUCACAUGGCGAAGCAAUCUGGUUAUGACUUUGACACUCACUUAUUCUACUCCCCCCUCUAUGAAGGGGGAACCACCUGCGCUGUGGCAAUACACAAUCUUUGAGAGACAAGUGAAGCUCCUGCAGCGAGCCUCAGGGGAUAGCAGCCUGUCUUUCCACAGCUAAGCUGAGCACAGCAGCACCCUAACCGCCCUAUGCUUGCCCUCCACUCCCCUCCUACUUAAGAGUUCUUCCCCUUGUGAAUUCCUUUUGAUUGUAGGCCAUGUGGUAUUAAAGAAACCCCAUGGAUGAAAA
Messenger RNA from Numida meleagris (helmeted guineafowl), 3462 nucleotides. RefSeq names its product VPS26, retromer complex component B (gene VPS26B). Bases 70 to 1080 code for a protein of 336 amino acids. Gene Ontology annotation, cellular component: retromer complex; endosome. The transcript has 6 exons. Gene Ontology annotation, biological process: retrograde transport, endosome to Golgi; intracellular protein transport. Lineage: Eukaryota; Metazoa; Chordata; Aves; Galliformes; Numididae. The record is from RefSeq and is a predicted model, not a curated record.